This is a messenger RNA of Scatophagus argus, 5581 nucleotides long. RefSeq names its product retinoic acid-induced protein 1. Gene Ontology annotation, biological process: regulation of transcription by RNA polymerase II. The transcript is spliced from 6 exons. Gene Ontology annotation, cellular component: nucleus. The record is from RefSeq and is a predicted model, not a curated record. NCBI's taxonomy places the organism in Eukaryota, Metazoa, Chordata, Actinopteri, Scatophagidae. Bases 217 to 3003 code for a protein of 928 amino acids.
GAAGUUUGAGAUCACGCUCAAAACAACUUGACACUGCUGUUAUCAGAGUAGUGGGUUCCUGGAAAGUGUGUGAAUCUUUAUUUAAUUUGGGACUUUCUUUCUUUGUUGUUGUGUUAGGAUUCGUGAGAGUAGCGGAGGUUGUUCAAAGAGAUGCAGGGUGGGGCGUAUUCUUAACUGGACGUUGAAAAACGUUACGACCUCUCCCGUCCGGUUGUUAUGGAGCAGCCACCUGGGAGUGUAGAUGAUCUACAGCCUCAAGACCUCUCCACCUCCAGCAUCGCCACUGUGAUCGACCUGACCAGGAAAGGCGAGGAAUGUGUCCUCAACGCCACGUCCCUCGACGCCCUCCGGAUGGUCAAGAGCCCCGGCUGGUACCCAAACUCCGGAAGCAGCAACCCCGGAUUACCGUUCUCAGAGACCAGCUCCUCGGACAUCACACUCCAAUCAGGGGAUCAAAUUCAACCAGACAAUGCCUUAUCCCACACUACAGUCACCCUCUCCUACGUGAGCAGGUCUUGCGUCUUCUCCACUCACGACUCCCUGUCUCAGCAUUCGCCUCUGUGUGGUGUGCCGCCCAUCAGCAAGUUGUCCCUCCACCCUCCUUGUGACUCAGAUGAAGGGCUUACAGAGACUGGCUGUACACUCAACCAGCAUUACUUGGAGCAGGUUGACAGGCCUGUGGACCUCAUCACUCAGACAGAACCUUUUCAGUCAGUGUCUCGGGCGCAAGUAGACCCAGAAAGCGAUGGGGGUGUACGUCAAACAAAGGAACCUCAUGACAUCAACGGUGGAGUUAGUUGCAGAGACGAGAAUGUGGACGAUCAUAUAGGUGGCAAAGAGGAGCACAGCCUCUCUCAAGAAAACAGUACUGUGCUGGAGAAUGGUCAGGGUGAUAGCUUGUCGAGUUCAGGACGAUGUGCUGAAUCCUCACCGGAAAACCUCACCCCUGUCACAGGGGAGGAUGAGGAGAGGGGAGGCUCUGAGGUACUUUUUCUCAUGUCUAAGAAACCUGAACCAGCGGUCAUCCCGGACAGCUUGGUUGUUAGAGAUCUGUGUUCACUGAGCAGGGAGUUCAUCAGUCCCCUGGAGGACCCCGUCUCCCCUGCCACUACCUCACGAGACGAUGUGGAAGAUGUGUUCGUCCUGCCUCAGGCCUCCAGCUCACCCAGCGGCGACAACUCUUAUCUGGAGGCAGCUGAUGAGCUUGCGUGCGAUGGCUUGAGUACAGAAGGGGCCAUUCACCCUGGAUCUGGCAUCAGUGAUAACACCACGAAGUUAGAUGCAAGCAACGAAAAUAAGCAGCCUUUCCAAAGACGGAAGGCAGUGUUGGAGCCUUUGAUCGACUUAACAGAUGACGUUUGUGUGUCAGAUGUUUCGGAAAAUAAACCCAAGACUGUCAUUCCUCACAUGAAUGGGAAUGCAAAGGCACUACAGAGAACUUUAAAAGAAAAGAAACUGCCAGUGCGUUCCGGCAGGGGCACGCGGUUAGAGGCUAUAGUUAUGAACAUAAAUUCAAGCAGAUAUAAAGUGUCAGGGUGCAUACGUACUAAUACGAAAUCAAAUGCUUCCCCGUCGACAGCUAGUCAUUCCAAGUUAGCCUGUGCUAAGAAGAAUGACGCCCUGUCUGUGGGAAAAAGGACAAGAAGAGCGGAAGCGUCUUUUUCGGUGAAGACAAUGAAACAAAAAGCAGUAAUUCCAGUGAAAAGGGGUAAAACUAAUGACAUUAACACUGACAGUUGCAAAGACUCUACCUCUGAUUCUGAAAUCAAUAAUUCUAAAAAGUCACAUAGCAGCACACCUCCAAAAAGCCCUCAGUUUGCCCUGCACAAAAACUCCAUAAAGGAGCCAGAGCAGCUUUCUCAUUCCGACCCCUCGGUGGAAAUUCAUGUGGCAGGUUUCUCCGCACCACCAUCAAAAUCUCCAAAGAAAAGCCAAGGCAAAGCCAAAGGCAAGGCUACAGGUAGCAAAAUGUCUCCAGCUGCCAAGUCGAAGGGGGCUCGCACUCCCAAGAGCAGGCGAAAGAAACACAAACGGAGCCAGUCUUCCUCCAUGUUCUCCCCCAAGGAGCCGGAGAUCAAGUUGAGGUAUGUCAACUAUAAGGAGGAGAAAAGGGACUUGAGGUUGGACAGUUUCUCUCCAUUCAUCCGUGUGGAGCGUCAGCAGUCAUCGCCAUCACUGUGUACUGUAAUCAACUAUCCCGAGGAGUUAAGGACACAACACAAGAAAGGUCAGCAGGCUCACCCAGGUGGCUUUAUUUCUGCAAUCGUACCCAGCACUUCCUGUCUGCAGCUGGGUCGGGCGUCCACGCACAGCCAGCACCAGCGCUCUCUAGUCUGCUGCCUCUGUGGGUUGUCGGCCAAUGCAAUGGACUUGGGGGACCUUCAUGGUCCUUAUUACCCUGAAGGGUACCAGCCAAGUCCCAAAACACCAGCCGGCGUAUCAGGCCUCAAAGAGGACGAAGAUGACUACAGCGAUUCAGACUCUUCGUCCUACACUAUCAGGAGCAGGGAAAGGAAACGUGCCUUUCCACACGCACCACGGCCCCUCAGGCCAGGAGCACAGCUGAAGGAGAAGGGCCUCCUGGUGAGUCAACGGUGGACCGGUGACAGCACCGGCAGCCCAGCAGCUAAGCGGGUUCGGUCAGACGCUGGUUCUGCCCAUGUGGAGGACUGGUACAGCCCCCCAGUGCUGCCCCUGGAGCCCUGUGAAUACUGGCUCCACGAAGACUGCGGCAUCUGGUCCGCAGGCGUCUUCCUUGUGAAAGGCAAAGUCUACGGGCUGGAGGAGGCUGUCAAGGUGGCCCAGGAGACGAUGUGCUCGGCUUGCCGCGACCCGGGUGCCACGCUGGGCUGCUUCUUUAAGAGCUGUCCCAACAAGUACCACUACAGGUGUGCUCUGGAGUCAGAUUGUGUCCUCAUUGAAGAAAAUUUCUCCAUGAAGUGUAAAAAGCACAAGAACAAGACUUUCAAAGCCCCUCCAGGGAACAGAUGGGAUGACAGGUGACAAAGUUAGCUCAUGAGAUGUUUACCUGGAACAUCCUGCAGGGGCUCUCCUUCCCCUUCUGCUGGUAACCAUAGCAACCACGGACCAGGGUUCUUCUGACUGACAGCUAGCACCCAUAAACCUUAACUUCUCCCUCUGCUCUUCAGCUGCACUGUUCACACCCGACACUGUGACUGGAGGAGCCCAGUCACCGAAUCCUGCCUGAGUGCAGUCUGACGGUACCCAUCAGACACCAGUUAACACCUACAGACUGAGGAAACCUACUCUCAACAUCACAUAAAGUAACAUUUGUGUUAUCACUUUGUAGUUAUUUAUAUGGAUUUUUUUUUUCCUGGAUUAAAUAUGAAUAACAAUCAAAGAUAUUUAAUUUUUUAAAGAUUUUCUAAGUAUUUGAUUUAUAUUCGGUUUAUUUAUUCCUGGAGUUUUCUUAUUGGCUUCUAUAGCUGUUCUCAAAGAGGUUUGACUGUGUGUUGUUGUUUUUUUUUUUGUUUGUUUUGUUUUUUUUUAAGUUAUUUGCUAAAACAGACUCAGUGCUGAAAUAUAAAGCCAGACAAGGAGAUCGUUUUUAUUUAAAUGAUGGGAGAGACAAAGGGCUGGACACUUACAGAACAAGGUACCUGAUUGAACACCGUUUUGGAUCAGAACAUAUGGCAUUAAAGAUUUGUGCAACUGAGAGCGGCCCAUGGGGCACGUGUCAUUUCCACCCAAAUGACAGCCGCACUGAACAUUGGGCCCAGUUGAUGUUACUGAGGAGGACUGAACAGUGUGUGUUUGAAUGUAUUCUCCCCAUGUGAGGGGGUUUUGCAGGAAGCACUUUGGAGUGGCGCUGAACUCGUGUGCUCCUCUGCUCCGGCCGCAGUAUUACCUUCUUCAGCUGACAUGAUAGUAACCUUUCCCUCAAGCUCACUCACGUGGCUCUGUGAGGGUCACAGGUCGUCCUGUGAACUUUAAGAGACGCAUCUAACCAUCAGGGUGAGACCGUGUGAUUUUAUUUGACUGAAAGCACUUUGGCCUCCCGCUUCAGGCUGGGAGAAUUUAAACGUGCCCAUGUUGUGUUCGUCUGCACGGCCCUUAAAUCAGUUGAUAUUUUAAUAGAAUUCCUAUCCUGUUUGUUGAGAAAGCUGUUACGGGGAUUCCUUUCGAUGCAAGUCAUCUGCCGUUUACUUGGACUGUAGGAGCUGCAAUAAUUUCUUGCUGUUCACUUUUCAGAAUUUUGCAGCACAGUAUUCACAUUGGCUUCGAGACACUUAAGUUUAAGAAGGAUGUGUGUUUGCAGAUUUCUGUGCUGAGAAUCUUUGGUUUACAUCAAUCCUAAUUUCAAUAGGCCAUGCUAUUAUUAAGAUUCCUGCUAUAAGAUUUUAACUCUUGAUUUUAUCUCUUGGCCUAAAUGGUGAGUUUCCACCAUAACCUUUCUGAAAAAGCCUUAUCUGACACGCAAGAGGUAUAUACAGUGCUUUUUUCUAUUCUCACUAGCUUGUGGUGCAACGACAAAUCAGUGGAUGUACGUCACCCUUCUUUGGACAUCCUGAUGACUGAAGGCAGCUUGCAUGCACUUUUCUGCUGCACACUUUGUUGUUAUUAAUACCAGGGGCAUGGUAGGCCAUUUGCUAAUGAACCCUCCGACCACGCAGGUACACACUGACUCUCUGGGACUUUUUAAACCAUGUACUGAGAUUAGUUCCCGGUGUAUUAGUAUCUGUUGAAUCAGGUGAUGAGGUCAGGGCUGUGGCCUGUCAGCCUUCCUGCCAGUUUGUUUGUUAGAGAACAGUCUCUGUGUGAUCAGUGUUGGUGUAACGUCUCAUGUACUUUUGCAUAGCGCCACUAGGGGCAGCAUUGUGCUGUCUGAGACCAAUGUGUGAGGUCCAGUAAGCCAUGCUUCAUGUCGCACCAGCAGCAGGACACACACACACACAUACACACAUACAUCAGUCUCCCUAUCCUAGAACACCACAUCUGUUUUGUUUGUGCCAACCUUUUGUUCAUUUUAUAUUUUGUUGCAGUGAUUUUCCUUUUCUUUUUAUAUCAGCAGGUGUAAGCCAAAAAUUUUCACUGCAUUUCUUUAUUUAUUUUUUUUUUUUAAUUACAGGAAGUUGUUUGCAUUGUACCAAAUACAGCUUUUGGAGUAUGUUUUAUUCUUCCAAAAUGUUUGGAUUUUUUUUUUUUUUAAAUUUGUCCAUGUGUUAAUCUCAGGGCUGAAUCUCAGAUAUUCUAAUGAUUUGAAUUUUAUUUUGUGAUUAUUAGUUUUUCUCUUGUCUUUUUUUGUGUUAACCCCACAUUGACUGGAGCAAUGAUGCAUGUAGCAGGAUGUGGUUAUCUCCUCAAGAUGCAAAGCCUUUUGUCCUGGUACGCACUAUUCAUCACAUUCCAACACCUCCUCCAUGUGUCUGUCAGUGCUGUGGUGUUUUUAGGUUUAACAUGGGAUUAGGACUGCCAACUCGUGUCACUUUUUUUCAUGGUUCUUACGUUAUGGCAACAUUUUUUUUUUCUUUUUUUGUACCGUCUUGGUCACCUCUCGGAGCAUCAGAGGUCUUGUAAUUGUCAAAAAUAAAUAUUUUGUUCAAUGUUGUGGUUUUCCUAA